CAACACAGAGGGCAAUACGGUAAUCUCGAAAAUACGUGGCUACAUAUAAAAUUUCUAAACCCUAGCUCACUUCGUUUCUCUCUCGCCUCCUCGCUCCCGUUGAGCUGCACUUCCUCAGCUACAGAAGCGGCGGCCGCCGACGGAUUUUUAAGCGAGUGCUGGAAGAUGGUGCGAGUGAGCGUCCUGAACGAUGCCCUGAAGAGCAUGUACAAUGCUGAGAAGAGGGGGAAACGUCAAGUUAUGAUAAGGCCUUCUUCAAAAGUGAUCAUCAAGUUUCUUCUUGUCAUGCAGAAGCAUGGAUACAUUGGAGAAUUUGAGUAUGUGGAUGACCACAGAUCAGGAAAAAUUGUGGUUGAAUUAAACGGAAGACUCAACAAGUGCGGUGUCAUCAGCCCCCGCUUUGACGUCGGUGUCAAGGAAAUCGAGCCUUGGACUGCCAGACUGCUCCCAUCCCGACAGUUUGGUUAUAUUGUCUUGACGACGUCCGCUGGAAUCAUGGACCAUGAAGAGGCCCGUAGGAAAAAUGUUGGAGGUAAAGUACUUGGAUUUUUUUACUGAGUGGUACGGGUACGGUAUGGCUUCCAUUCUUUACAAUGGAAGAUAAUUUAUUUUUGAUAAAUUUGCACUUGCGAAUAUGAUUGGUCCUUUUUGAGUUUAUUUCAAGGUAUUGGAACUAUAUAAGAACAGAGCUGUUAGGAUCCAUCCCUUUUAUUUCUUUGUUUAUGGUACUCUAUUUUUGACUAAGGAGAAGCUAUUUUAUCUCAA
Molecule: messenger RNA, 765 nt
Organism: Andrographis paniculata
Lineage: Eukaryota; Viridiplantae; Streptophyta; Magnoliopsida; Lamiales; Acanthaceae
Product: 40S ribosomal protein S15a-like
Exons: 4
Coding region: 166-558 (130 amino acids)
Biological process (GO): translation
Cellular component (GO): cytosolic small ribosomal subunit; ribosome
Molecular function (GO): structural constituent of ribosome
Source: RefSeq, a predicted model, not a curated record